UCCGUGUAGUUCCGUGAAGUUGAAAAUUAAAACAAAAUAAUUUGAUAAAAAAAACUUGCAUUUUCAUAGAUAUUUUUCUUAUAUCGUAAUGAUGUUGCGGUUGCGGAUGCUUUGGAGUUUCAUCUCUUUUUAGAAACAACUAACUAGACAUCAUUGGAAUUUGGAACACUUGUGACUGCCUCCGGAAAGGUAAUUCCAGCAGUUAUCAAUUAUGAUUCGAAUUGUUGGCGAAUAAUAUCAUUUGAUUUCAACGGAAGGAGGAAGAUUCCUGAAGUUCUCAUUCAGCUCUGAUUCAAAUAAUACCUACUUAUUGUUUCGGUUCGCAGUAAACAACGAUAUCAUCGAGCAUCGACAUUUAAAUGAUUAUCAAUUGAAAUGGCUCCAGUAGUACGCAUUCCCAAUUUGAAAGAAAUCGCAUCUACAUGCGUAGCAGUCGCUUUAUGGAAACACAUAGAUCUUCCUAGUAUUUUGUGGGCGAACCAUAAUGACGAAAAUAGCGAUUUUCCGUUAAUCCGCCAUGUAUUCGAAUCAAUGAAGAAAUUGAAAGUUCCUCAACGCAUUACAGAACUUCUCAAGACCCAAGUUCAGAAAGUAAAAGAAGAAUUGAAAGAUUGGGUUCUUUAUUUAUCCUAUGAUGUUCUCCGCUGUAAUGGACGUAAGAACGAAUUGUAUUACGAUUUAAAUGAUAUAGUUUGGUAUUCAGAUGGCACCAUUAAUCGUAAAGCAACGGCUAGAAAUUUAUUGAAUUCUCUCAGAUUUAGCGAGAUUGAAAAGUAUCACAUUCUAUGUCACUAUUCUUUGAUAGAUGAUAUUGAUCGCUUAUCACCGUUGCUAUUUACGAAAAAUAUCGUAGAUCAUGUCGAGUUUCGUGACGAUGCGUCGAUUUAUUAUUGGAACUGUUACUUCCGAAAAGAGUUGGAUAAAGUGCCCAAGGAAGGAAAUUUAUCCCUGGAUGUGUUCAUGUUUCGACAUGAGGCUCUAUAUUGGUGGUCGGCGAAAGAGCCCUUUUUCGAUCGAUUAAAUGCGGAAGAGCAAGUCGAGAAUAUUAUCUGGUUGAUUGAUCAUGAUGGUGAUACGUAUUCGUAUAUAAAACUAGCAUUGAUGAAAUUGUCUGAGAAUCAAUUGAUUCAGGUUUAUAUGGCUCGAGCUGUAGAGAUAAUAGACCUGUUUUUACAAGAUGAUAAUAAUUAUAAAGAAGUUAUUUCAACGUGGUACGAUUUUCGCGAUUUCAUCACUCAAGAACAGUUUGUGUCUGUGUUCACGACUUUGCUAGAUUCGCAUGUUCCUGGCGCUAUUUUAACAGAAAUUUGGACCAGCGCCGGUGAUGAUUUCAGAGCUUAUAUUCUAAAUCAAGAACAUGUAAUUUUUGAAAAAACGUUGAACUGGUUCAAAAAAGCUGGAGACGAAAGUUUUUUAAACACGUUGCUCCAAUAUGCGAAUGAAAAUCUCAAACAAGAAAUGAUUACAGGACCAUUUUUCAGAAAAUUUUGCGAAGAAUUAAUUGAUCAGAUCCAUGAUGUUAAAUUAACGAAGCUGGAACGUCUAUUUAAUGAAUGGUCUCUAAGUGAUGGCGAUAAUUUGAUUCAAUUUAAACGAGAAUUCACGAAGACUACAUUGUUUGCCGACGUGUGUGAUUCAGUGUUGAAAGAUGCCAUAAACGAAGAUGAAGAAGAUAUUACUUUAUCAAAGUUGAAAGCGUUGGAGCAAUUGUGGAAUAUAUGGUUUACUAAUGCCGAAGAAGUAACCAGUUUCAAGCAAGAUUUCACUGGAAAGGUAUUGUUCCAAAAUUGUUGCAAAAAAUUAUUCGUUUAUGAAAGAUUCUACGCUUUAGAAUCGUUACUGAACUUAUGCCUCGCAGAUGAUGGAGAAUUUGAACGAAAUUUCACGAAAAAUAUAUAUUUGUAUGAUUAUUGCAAAGAAUUUAUGGUACCCGGAAAAGUAUGUUUUCUCCAACAAAUUUUGAAGGCAUGUUUUGGUAAUAUCCGUUUACUGACUGAAUUUCAAAACAAACUAAUAACUGAAAGAUUUUUCGUAGAUAGAUGUGAGAGAGUGAUUGAACGUAAAGAUUUUUUCUUUCUGAAAAUGUUGUUCGAUUGUUGUCUUUCAAAUGCCGAUGCCGAGCAAGCGAAGAAAUUCAAACUGAACUUUGUAGAAGAUAUGGUUAAAAGUCGUUUUAAUAGUUUUCUUCAUUACUGGGAACCUGCAGAUGUAAAUCAGUUGUUGAAUUUAUGCCUUCCUAAAUCCCCUGAAUCGGUUCAGUUCAUGCGAAAUUUGGUAUUUAAUUCAGCCAACUUGAGACACCAUUGCUUCUGGUGGUAUCGGACACCCUCAAUGAUUAAUGAUUUGCUCAUGGAGCUCCUAUUAUCACAGCCAAACCUCGUAUCAGAAUAUAAAAAACAUAUCUGGUUGUCAUCAAGUGGUACGUAUAAAGCUGAACGCAUUUUUUCAGAAAAUGGUGGAAAUGCUUUGAAUGAGAUCAUUGCCGAUAUUUUUGCUGAUGAUACAGAUUCGGCGAACGAAUUGAAAAAAAAUUUCGCAUUUUGUCCAGAAUAUAUGAAAAAACUGCAACAAAUGAUACUCGACGGUGAAGCAUUGAGCCAGGUGAAGAAACACAUCGACAUAUUUCUUCAGUCAAACGAAGAUCGACGAGCAUUGAAGAAGCAAUUAAUUGAUAAUCUGCAGCCGAAAAUCGCUGAAAUCUUUCAUAAUUACGGUCACUCAGGAUGGCAAUCUUUGAUGGAUUGGUAUAUAGAAGACAAAAAAUCGGUACGAGAGUUGAAAUGGAAAUUACCAAUUGAUGAUAUUUUCGAACGUGUAUUCAAAGAUUGCAUUUUUCAAACGUAUGACGAACAUCAUCGAGUAUAUCGUUGCACAUUGAAGAAAAAUUUUGUGUUUGAUUCGAUAGAUGUACUUCUGAAUUGGUAUUUUGAAACGCCGAAGGAAAGAAAAGAGUACAAGAUUCAGAAACUUGAUGCUUACGAGAAUAUCAAAACGAUUAGCACGUUGUUGAAGAAGAAUUGCCAUUCUUCUUAUGUGACGAAAUUAAUGGACUGGUUUUUUGAAAACGAUUUGGUUGAAAUGGCUAAAUUCAAAAAGAAGCACAAAGGAGAACACUUCGUCAAUAUGAUCAGAAUUUGUCGCGAAAGUUAUUUUGGAAAUAGACGUACGUUGUAAAAGCAGAUUUUUGAAUUUUAUCGUUUCUGUAGGGAGUUGAUUUUGAAUUGUGAUUUUUUUAUUUUUAUUUGAAUUAAGUAUACCGAUGUAUUUUUUAUUUAAUUUGGACGUGUUCAUUUUAAGUGAAUGUAAAUCUAGUACAUUUUUUAGUUUUGUAGGUACCUGCGUAGUUACUAUGAAAUGAAUUCUGUUGUUUUACACUUAGGUAGGUUCGUUAAGUGUUUUUGUAUGAAUCAUAUUGGUAAGUUUAAAAGUUGAAAAUUAUUUUUAUUUUUGUUUUCGUUUUGUAGGUACUUAUUUUAAGUUUUGACUUCGAACAUGCACUCGUUAGUUCAUCUUUGUACUGAUAUUGUUUGAUUUAACAUCGUUUUUAUUAAAAUGA
This is a messenger RNA of Planococcus citri (citrus mealybug), 3556 nucleotides long. RefSeq lists its product as uncharacterized. The transcript has 3 exons. NCBI's taxonomy places the organism in Eukaryota, Metazoa, Arthropoda, Insecta, Hemiptera, Pseudococcidae. Bases 376 to 3174 code for a protein of 932 amino acids. The record is from RefSeq and is a predicted model, not a curated record.